AAGCAACCCUGCGCAAUCAGCUGUGCACAAUCCGGUCCGGUCGAGUUCGAAUUCGAGUAGCGCAGCGAUUGCAAGUUAUUUAUUUUUGUGUGCAUUCUUUUGCAGAAAAACUGCAGUCAUCAAAUAUUUGAAAAGAAUUUCCAAUAUUUCAUCACUGCGCAUUAGUUGCUAUUGUGGUUCAGUAUGUCGGAUGAGGAAUCUUUUGUUAUUUUGGGCAGCUGCUCACAACCAAAUUCAAUGGUUUCAAUGAAUGGCAUUGCAACACUACAGGAGGGAGAUAAUAAAAGUCCAAAUCCAACAGCAGCCAACCAACCUAUACUAAAUGAGGGGAAAUUUAACUCCAUAACCACAGCAAUAGCAGCGGCCAGCAAACCCACAGAGGUAUCCGGUAGUAAUUCCGAACAGUUUAUUGGGCAAGGAGUUUGGAAGAGAAGCAUUGACUCGGCCAAAGCAAUGGAAACAUCCACGCAAUCUGGCAGUUACGAUGUAUGGCUAAAGAGUAACCUAGUUUCUAAAGUUAGUGGCGAUCUACAACAAGACGGUAUGAGCGUAAAAGAAAAUCCUAAGACCGGUGCCAUACCCAAGACAAAUGGAGAAGAACAGACGGCCAUAGCAGCGGCCAGCAAACCUACAGACGUAUCCGAGAGAAACUCUGAACAGUUCAUUGGGCAAGGAGUUUGGAAGAGAAGCAUUGACUCGGCCAAAGCAAUGGAAACAUCUACACAACCUGGCAGUUACGAUGUAUUGGAAAGCAUAGUUUCUAAACAUAGUGGCGAUCUACAACAAGACGAUACGAGAGUAAAAGAAAAUCCUAAGACCGUUGCCAUACCCAAGACAAAUGGAGAAGAACAGAAUGAAAAAAGUGAAACCAACACAAAAGAGAGUACAACAAACUCUAUGGCGGUGAGUUAUAUAAUGGGUCAAGUGCCAGCGGAUGCACUAAAGGCAAGUAUCCAUUCACAAUUUCCGAGUAUUUCUUUAGAAGCAUGCGAGGAUCUUACAACAGUUAUGGCUGAUUAUUUAAAAAUGAAAGAUGUGCUCAUACAAGUCAAUAGCAAAAUGAGUUCAUGGCUAGAAAUGAAAAAACAAAUGCAGUCUAACGACAUGGAAAAUCGUCAGAAGUUACAGCAAUGCCAAGAACAAAUAGCUACAUUACGUAAUGAAAACUUGGAGCUCAAACGUGAAUUGGACACAAAAAUCGAACAAAUACAUGCUUAUGAAGCGGUGCGAAAACUGGAACACGAUGAACUCGUAAAGAAGAUAUCCGAAAAAUCGUCAUUGAUCGCAAAUAUGCGUACACAAAUUGAAAAAUUAGAACUACAACAACUUUCAACAUUUGAGAUCGUUUCAAAGUGUGGAAAGAAAGAAGAUUCAGAGAAAUCGGAAUAUGUUACACGGCUGGAGCAUGAAGGUGUAAUUAAAGGUUUUGAGCGAAAUUUGUCACAAUUACUAGCAGAGAAGCUAGAAAUCACCGAUAUGCAAAAACAAUAUAUCGAUGAAAUCAAUUGUCUCCAAGCAAAUUUAGCUGCUUCCGAGUCACAAGUUAAUCAACUGCAAUCGGAUAUAGCUUUGUUGAAAGCCAACGACAAGGAGAAGACCGCACAGUUUGAGAUAUACGCCACACAACGCACGGAAAUGCGCGAAGAACUCGAUGUACUGCGCCAACAGGUGGAUGUCUACAGUCGUGAUUUCCAGUUGGAGCGCACUGCACGCGAAGAAAUGGCUGGCGAAAAGGCACAAUUGCUGGACGAUUUGCGUUCGCUACAACGCAAAAAUCAUGAAUUGAGCGAACUAGUUGGAAGACUUGAGGAACGCGUCACUACAUUAACAAGAGAACGAAGCACUCCCCCAACAGCAGCAACAAGAAAUUAUUAUUUACAGAAUAUCGCUACAACAGCGCAAGCACCAGUUUCAACUGCACCUGCACACAUAUGUCCAAUAUGCUCAAUAACCUGUACAUCGCUAACCAAUUUGCAAGAACACGCUAAUCAGUGUUUGGAUCGGAAUUUGCAUACAUAAAUGUCUAUUAUAUAUAUAUUACAUGUUUUCUGCUUCUGAUAAAACCAUAUCGCAGAAGCGUAUAUAUAUAAAUAUCUAUUAUAUUUCAUUUUUUUUUUCUUCAAACAAAUGUUAACGCAAACACGUAGUAAAUAGCUACUCACACAUA
This is a messenger RNA of Zeugodacus cucurbitae (melon fly), 2167 nucleotides long. It is a transcript of the gene key, whose product is annotated as NF-kappa-B essential modulator. Gene Ontology annotation, cellular component: nucleus; cytoplasm. Gene Ontology annotation, biological process: regulation of canonical NF-kappaB signal transduction. The transcript has 9 exons. NCBI's taxonomy places the organism in Eukaryota, Metazoa, Arthropoda, Insecta, Diptera, Tephritidae. Gene Ontology annotation, molecular function: K63-linked polyubiquitin modification-dependent protein binding. The record is from RefSeq and is a predicted model, not a curated record. Bases 184 to 2019 code for a protein of 611 amino acids.